AUGGUUAAUUGGUCGUUUGUCCUGACGAGUGCUUCUAUUCUUCUAGUAUUAUUAACGCAAAACAAUUUGAUAAAUGGUAAAACGAGCUAUGACGUCAAACUUCAACUAAAAUUCGUUGGUAGAAAUCUCGUGGUAACGAAGGCUGACAGGUCGGGUGUGACGUCGAACGGUUCCUGGAUCUUCAUCAGCUGGCCUUCCAAUGUCAAACCCAUUGUGUGGUUUGGAACUGCCUCCACUUUUGAAUAUCCUAUCCCUCCUACUUGCGACUUGAUAACUGCAAGUGUCUUUGUUCUGACAGAAAAUGGUGUUUCCGAUGUCAGUGGAAAUACUGUCAUCAGGGGUCUACCUGAAGCUCCAAGAAAACCGGUUGACCUGCAGGUGAUAUUCAACUAUAGCAUUUUUGGCCAUUCGAUCUCAUGGAAAAUGCCAAGAACAGAAACUCGGAAUUGUCUGCUUAUAUAUGAGUUAAAUCAGAGGCAGGAAAACGAAAAAGUCUGGCACUCAAUAUGCAACACAACCAACGAGGAAUAUCACAUUCCAUUGCUCCGCCCGAACACAAACUAUGAAUAUCGCGUGAGGGCACUGGUUGGGGAGGACAGGAUCCCUGGUCCGUAUUCUACGCCUGUCUCAAACAGAACUGGCCACUUACUGCGGACAGCUUUGGAAAUUUCGAAUAUUGAGUCGACUCUGAACAGCGUGAAGAUACACUGGAGACUCCUGUCUCCCGUGCAAGCGAACUAUGGGUAUCACCUAACCUUAGUGGAUGCAUCAAGGGAAAUACAUUUCGAUAUCCCUGCUGUCCAAACGUGGUACAAACUGACCAACCUGUCAUCUUGCACAGAAUACACAAUCCUCCUCACUUCCCAUUAUAUGUCAAUGAUCUCCUUACCGUUGGUCACUCGAACGAAAACAUAUCCUCGAGACCUUCCACAGAGCCCAGAGGUGAUUCGGACCAACAGUAAAUGCGGAUCUAUUUUCGUGUCCUGGAAUCCACCUGAAGAUUAUGAAUAUGUUUCAUCCUUCUCUGUCAUUGCUUACGCAGCCAAAACAAAGAAAAAGGUUGUGAGUGCAACAACGAACCUAGAGAUGUGGUUACACGAUUUGGAGUGUGAUGAACGUUACUAUUUAACGGUUUAUGCGUCCAACGCUUGUGGGCUCUCCAAAACGCCGUCUAUCAUGGAAGUCAUAGCCAUGGAACGAGUGCCAGCUUCCAGGCCCGAAUUUAUCACCUUCCAACCUAAACACGAUUCAAUAACUAUCGGUUGGAAUGGUAGCCAACCGACUCGAGUUGGGCUCAUUUAUCGAGUCGACUUCUGGGAAAUAAAUAGCACAAUUGGAGCUGCUCCACUGGACACAAUGACCACUCCAUACACAAACAUCACAAUCGGACGUCUUCCAUCGUGCACAAUGUUCUACUUGGAAGUCACAGCAUCAAAUCUUUUCGGAAAGUCAGAUACCGACAAAGCAAUAGUGGAAACUUUACCACCAAAGCCAAGCGCUCCGGACAAUUUACAAGUGCAUCAAAUUGACCAGACGACCCAUAAUAUCUCGUGGGAUGCUGUUAGUCUUUGCUAUAGUUUGUGUUCGAUAGCCUACCAAGUGAAUAUCUAUAACGAGACGGAUAACACAGAACUGAAUGAAACCAUAGUGCAAACAUUCUUCGCUCACUCCAACUUGGGACCCGAGCAGACGUACCACUACAAGGUACGCUCCCUGGCAGGAGAGAUACCGGUUGCAAGUGACUAUACAGAAACCGUGAUACUUUCGACUCCACCAGUUGAUGAAGACGGGCUACGGAGUGUCUGGAGUUACGUCAUCAUUGUUGGCCUUCUCUGCAUCCUGACCGUAUUCGUUCUGAUUGCUUUGAUCUACGGAAGAAAAGUGCGCACUAGUAUUCACUACGAACAUCAGAUCAACGAGUCCGAGGCUGACGAACCAUUCUCCCGGUCUAGCCUCCAUAAGAAGCAAACGACUCUUCCUCCUGAUUUUGUUGGCGCCGAAAGUAUCAACCUCCCCAAUGGAAUCACACAUAUGCAAAAUUGUGUUAAAUAG
Molecule: messenger RNA, 2052 nt
Organism: Dicrocoelium dendriticum
Lineage: Eukaryota; Metazoa; Platyhelminthes; Trematoda; Plagiorchiida; Dicrocoeliidae
Source: the annotation of a GenBank genome assembly